GCAAAGAAAAGUGAAGCGUGGAUGUAAAGAAAAUGAAUCUCACGUCUUUAUACAGCUGUGUGUUGAGCUACGAAGCCUGACAGAACACAAACACAUGAAGAUAUGAAGACUUUUACCACAAGGCUGUUGUCUAUCUUCUUUUUCGUCUUCAUCAGCAUGCUGAUUUGGCACAAGUUUGUUCUGAAUGAUGUGCCUUUCAGACCUAUACCUGAUGUUAAACAAAAUCCUGCACGAAUAAAUGAUACAGCUGGCAGCAAUCUACACAAUGUUACACAAAAGAACAUGGUUCACAGAAACAUUUCACGAGUUACUAUUACACAAGAAGCUACACUAAAGCCUUCAAAAAGUGAUGCAGCUGUCAGCAAUCCAGACAAAGUUAAACAAAAUCCUGCAAAGAGCAAUGAUCCAGACAAAGUUAAACAAAAUCCUGCAACGAGCAAGGAAAUUGCCACUAUUGAAAAACUAAUAUCAAAAUACACUUACAAAUGGACAAAGCAGGAGGAGAACUUUAAAUCCUUCAGGUCAUUGCUCAGCAGCAGUUGUAAUGCCAUUUCCAAUGCAGUGGUUACCCAGGAAAACUCACCAUUGGGGUCAAAUAUUAGUUUUGAUGCAGAUAAAAAGAUAAUGAAGGUGAACCCAGAUCUGUACAGAGUAUUUCCCAAGGAAAGCCCCUUCAAAAAAGCACCAUGGGAUUCGUGUGCUGUUGUAGGUAACGGAGGAAUUUUAGCCAAAAGCAGCUGUGGAACACAAAUCGACUCUUCCUCAUAUGUCAUCAGGUGUAAUCUUCCUCCACUGAGCAAUGGACAUGAGAAAGAUACAGGAAACAAAACAAGCCUUGUUACAGCCAACCCCAGCAUCUUUAUGCAAAGGUACCAAUCGCUAAGUGAGCGCAGGCGGCCAUUCGUGGAAGAUAUGAAGCUGUAUGGGGACGCUCUAGUUUUUGUGCCUGCCUUCUCAUUUCGGCAGAGCACGGCUGUGUCCCUGCGUGCCGUUUAUUCGCUGGAGGAAAUCAACAUCAGUGCCUUACAAACUAUAUUCUUUAAUCCGAUUUACCUGAAAACUCUCAAAGGGUUUUGGCACAAGCAUGGAAUUCGGGAAGCCCGCCUCAGCACCGGGAUCAUGAUGGUCAGCUUGGCACUGGAGCUCUGCAACCAGGUCCAUCUCUACGGCUUCUGGCCAUUUGGAAUACAUCCGUACACCCACCAACAGCUCAGCAACCACUACUAUGAUGAUAAACCAGCAAAUAAGAAAAUGCAUUCGAUGUUAGCGGAGUUGGAAGCCUUAAUAGGGCUCCAUAACCAAGGCGUGGUCCGUCUGCACCUAGGGGAGUGCACAAAUAAAACUGCACAAUAUGGGCAAAGGUUUGUGGACAAUUAACCAUCAAACCUAACUUCCACUCUUCUGGGAAGGCCUUAGCUAGAGUCCCGCUACUAGAGUCUAGGCCACUAGAUAAGAGUGCAGCUGUGAGGGUUUGUGCUCAUUCAGCCAUAAGCGCACUGUGAGAUCUGGCACUGAUAGCUGGUGAGGAGUUCUGGGGCACAGGUGAUGUUCCAGUUCAUCCCAGUGUUGUUCAAGUGGGGUUGAGGUCAGGGCUCUGUGCCCUACACUUAAGUUUUUCUACUGCAACCAUAACUAACUGUUUUCAUGGACCUAACUUUGUAUAUAGGGGUGUUGUCAUGCUGAAACACGUAUGGGCUUCCUAAUGCUACAGCAUAAAUAACGACAUCCUGUACAACGGCAAUGGAUUAAUGAACACCAACAUAUGGGUCUCGUGUUCAAUUACGGCAUUUCUAAAUAAAAUUUAACAGCACUGUUCUAUCAAUUGUGAGCAAACGAACUGUUUUUCAAAAUAACGGUAUUACAACAGUGUUUUUGUGGUCGUUAUAUUACAGAAACUGUCUGAGAAUAUUAAAGAAUAUAAAGAGAAUAGAAUGAGGUGAAUAAUGGUAACCUGAUUAUUGUUGAUAUUGAUCAUUCAAAACUGAUUAGAAAAAAAUAUUGUUAAUCAAAUUUUGUUAAUGUGUAACAGAUGAAAAAUUGAAGUGUUGAUAUUUUUUGGGUUAGUUAUUGUACUGUUGUAGUUAGGGUGUAGGGGAAACCCUCCCAUUGAGCUUCCACAGCUGUUCUUUAAAACUGUUUUUUCUGUUUGUUUGUUUUGUCCUGUUGGCAAGCUUUCUUAAAAAGCAAAAACAGUACUCCAUUUUCUCCGAUCUGGAUUUGUGAUUUAUGAUUUACUGUAAAACCUGAAUAAUAUGUUUGUAUAUUUUGGGGUUCACACGUUUUAAAAAAUAUCGACUUUAAUAAUAUCAACCUAAUGAUCACUGGUGAAAUUUAACGAGUUAACCAAAGCUGAAGAAGGUAGGUCUAAAGACUUUAUAUAAAGAUGAAGGAUAUAUGACUUGGGGGCACGGUGGCUUAGUGGUUAGCACGUUCGCCUCACACCUCCAGGGUCGGGGUUCGAUUCCCGCCUCCGCCUUGUGUGUGUGGAGUUUGCAUGUUCUCCCCGUGCCUCGGGGGUUUCCUCCGGGUACUCCGGUUUCCUCCCCCGGUCCAAAGACAUGCAUGGUAGGUUGAUUGGCAUCUCUGGAAAAUUGUCCCUAGUGUGUGAUUGUGUGAGUGAAUGAGUGUGUGUGCCCUGUGAUGGGUUGGCACUCCGUCCAGGGUGUAUCCUGCCUUGAUGCCCGAUGACGCCUGAGAUAGGCACAGGCUCCCCGUGACCCGAGGUAGUUCGGAUAAGCGGUAGAAGAUGAAUGAAUGAAUGAUAUAUGACUUUGUUUCUCAGAAACAGUAUAUCAAUAAUAGUUUUAUUAUAGAACCAAUAUUAUGUUUAUUUCCUGUUUGCAGAAGGUUUGUGGAACAGUAUGAAACCCUUUCAGUUAGGAAGUUACUGAAUGUAAAAAGCAAAAGUUGGAAUCAAGAGCGAUGACCAAAAUGGGUUUGAUUUUAACAGCUUUUCUAAGUGGUUAAGCUCUUAAGUGUAAGUGAUCUACAAUAGGUUUUGUAUAUUCUUACAUCAGCAUAAUUGGAGUGUAAUUAUUGAAGAGAGAAAUUAUUUUAUUAUCUUGCCGCUUUCUUAUAGCGGAUGUACCAUAGUCUAGUAACUGUAGCAGGAGGGAAUGAAGUGCAAUUUAAUGGAUAACUGUUAAAUUUCCACUAAGCUCAGUCUUAAACCGACUAAGCCUUUAUAUAAACUACUGAUAUGGAAAUGGUUAGAACUAUAAAUAAAUAAGAAUCAGUAUUAUGUACCACUGAAUGUAAUUGUGAAAUGCACUGAAAUAUUUUGUAGGGCAAUUUAUUACUAUUGCUUUUGUUUAUUUCUGAUUGUACAGUUUUAUAUAAUUUUUCCCUUUAGAGUACAAAAAAGGUAACAAAAAAUAAAUGUUCAAUUGUUGAAACAAA
Tachysurus vachellii is the source of this 3399-nucleotide messenger RNA. Its product is annotated as alpha-2,8-sialyltransferase 8F-like. Gene Ontology annotation, biological process: oligosaccharide metabolic process; N-glycan processing. The record is from RefSeq and is a predicted model, not a curated record. Bases 103 to 1377 code for a protein of 424 amino acids. The transcript is spliced from 10 exons. Gene Ontology annotation, molecular function: alpha-N-acetylneuraminate alpha-2,8-sialyltransferase activity. Lineage: Eukaryota; Metazoa; Chordata; Actinopteri; Siluriformes; Bagridae.